GAAAGCCCUCUUAGGCCGUUUCAAAUAGCGCCAACAACCCUUCGCUUGUGAGUACUGCAUUCUCCCUGUUUCUGCGUCGUGGUCGCCAUGUUGACAAAAUGCCGAUAGAGAAACGGAAGUCGCAUUCUACACGUUACCGUGCUUCCCUUGCUCAGAACAUCGCUAAGAACGGUUUUGUCGUUAUGCCUUGCUCUUGGUGCGCGUCGCAAGGCCUCGUUUGCAAAAUGAUCGCACGUAUAAGCGUUGCGAAGCCUGCGUUCGUCGAGGUCGUUUUUACGAUGGCUCUGGCAUACCGCUUUCUUCCUCGCGAGUUGUCCGAAAAGCUUGCGCGGCUCCGGCGUCUUCGUCAGCAGAAGGAGUUUUUGGUGGAGAAAGGUGCCGACAUGGUGGCGCGUGGUCUGUCGACCUUGGACGAGUUGGAGGAGGUUGAGCGGCAAGAGACGCCUGCUAUACCCUCGUCAUAGAUUAAUGAUGCCGUCGAUGCUGUCGACUGGGGCGCCGUCUUUGGUUCUGUCCCGGGUUUUCCUUUGGUCGAUCCGGAUUCUGCCGGUGGAACUGUUCCAGUUUCUCAGGGCAGUUCAAAUUCUUGACUAGUUCCCAUGAGUUGUCCUCUAGUCCAAAAUCAAGCCAUUUGACCAGGU
Messenger RNA from Thermothelomyces thermophilus ATCC 42464, 641 nucleotides. RefSeq lists its product as uncharacterized. The record is from RefSeq and is a predicted model, not a curated record. The transcript is spliced from 2 exons. NCBI's taxonomy places the organism in Eukaryota, Fungi, Ascomycota, Sordariomycetes, Sordariales, Chaetomiaceae. Bases 99 to 464 code for a protein of 121 amino acids.